Messenger RNA from Amborella trichopoda, 2090 nucleotides. NCBI's taxonomy places the organism in Eukaryota, Viridiplantae, Streptophyta, Magnoliopsida, Amborellales, Amborellaceae. The record is from RefSeq and is a predicted model, not a curated record.
UGGGUUUGUGAUACGCUUGGGUAAGCUCGCGUGGGUGUCCUCUUAGAUCACGAAGACAGCCCCCCAAGUUUGAGACUGGUUCAAGCUUGCCUCCCUGAGCUCCUUUCUUCCUUCCUGCGACCACACACACAUAAGAAUAUCCAGACAAGUGGGUCAAGGGACCUCGACUUGUCUUGGUGCGGGUUUGUUUGCCUCUCUUUGUGAAGAGUAAGCAGGGGAGUAAAUGUGGAAGCGUUGAUUCUCUCUCUCUCUCCUGUCUCUGCCGGCCAUCCGCCAUGACGACAAUUCCGCAGCACCUGAAUUUAUCAAAGGGCGAUGGCCAAAAUCCCACUCCCAUAGCCUUUUUUGGAGUCCGAGUCCACAAUCGGGGCGGCGAGGAGUCAGAUCCAGGGUGGAACCUAUGGGAGCCGAGAAAGAAGAAGCUCAAGGAGCUGGAUUUGAUAGAGAAUUCCCAGAUCUCUUCUAUUGAUUUUUUGCAGACCCAUCAAGUAGGCGCGGUAUCUGUGGGCCUGGGCCUUUCCCUUAAUGACAAGAGGUUGGCUUCCUCUGGUGAUUCCACUUCCUCCUCCUCUCUUCUUAUUGACAAAGAGUUCUGUCGUGAGUUGCAGAGGCAGGAAGCUGAUAUCAAUCAGUUCCUCAAGGUUCAGAUUUUAACUGAUGCUAGACAAGGAAAAGCGAGACAAAGCAAGUUGAUACCAAAUUGGGGAAGAUACAAACGCAAUAUUGUCGCACAGUGAAGGCAAUGAAUCUGUUUUCGGUAGUUUUGGUAUAAGGACUUACACAGACAAAGGACUUCUACUGCUGAUAGAAAAUUGAUAAUAAGUUCUAUUGCAGUGGGCUCUUCUAGACGCUCUUGAUUAAUUAAUAUUCUGUCCUUGUAUAGGCGAAUAAAUCUCUGUUCAGUAAAAUUAUAUUUUUUGGAAAUAAUUGGAUAGAUCAUCCUCCCAAUUAGCACACUAAUAAUUCAUUUAGGAAAUCCCUGGUUAUUUUAUUUGCAUAUAAAUGUGUUAGAUUUCCUAAACAAAAUUAAAUCAUCAAGGAUUUCUUGCUAAACUGAGCAGACUCUUAUUUUUGUCUUUAAAAUAACCAUCUUAGAUUACUAACUCUGUUUGAUGAUGUAAGGAAGAAAUCUAAUGAUGGAUAAUUCGCAUUUUUUUAAAUACCAACCAAUAGGGAGAACCAUCCUUAUUUUCGACAGAAUAUUUGCUUGGCAUUUGGGGUAUCAAUUGGAAAAUUUGACCAUUCUUCUACUUUUUGGAUAGUCCUCAUCAUUUUCGUUUCUCUGGUCUGAGCUUUUGGAAGAUCAAGAUUUUUUCUUGGAAGUUUUUCUAUCAUAAAUUGGUACAAGGAAAGAAAAAAUUGCGCCCGUGCAUGUCUUUGUAACUUUGGGCUACUAAUAUGCUUCUUUUUCCUUAAACUAGCUAAAUUGACAGUGUGUUCUUAGGAUAAAUUUUUCCUCAUGCAAACUGUGAAGAAAUUUUUCCAGUCCUCCCACUGCUGCCAAUAUGUCUUUUUCCGCCACCGGCCUAUAGUUUAAUUUAACUCUCUCUUCUAAAUUGGCCACUCAUGCUCCCUAAAUUGGCCACUUCAUCAGGGAUUUUUUCAGUCUGUUGAAAUAUUUGCGACUGCAUUAUUAUUUUCCUUUGGAAAUAUAUAUUCUAAGCAUGUCAACAACAUUUAUAGUGAAACUUUUCGACCUGUGAAAAUGUUUUUAAGUGUUAUAUGUGUUCUUUCUCACUAUCGAAAAAUAUUAAAAAGUAAAUAUUUAGCAAUAGAAUGUACAUAUGGCUGAAAAGUUGAAUCCUUGGCUUCUUGAAAUUGAAAAUGCGCAUUCUUUAAUCAAAUUGGCAUAACUAGCCAUUCAAUUAGUCUUGGGGUUGAUAAAGUUGUUUUAUGUAUGCUUUCUUAAAGAAUUUUGAACUGUUGAUGCCUCGAUUUGUAGUCAUAUUUUGAAAAUAUCCUUUUAUCAGUUACUCUUGAAUUAACUCGUUUUUGUUAGGGUCCAUUUGAUAUCAACAGUGACAUUAUUAAGUGGAAUAUAUUUUUAUCACAGUUGUAGCUUUUCCUCUUUUUUCUUUGCUGUGAUUUCU